Molecule: messenger RNA, 409 nt
Organism: Serpula lacrymans var. lacrymans S7.9
Lineage: Eukaryota; Fungi; Basidiomycota; Agaricomycetes; Boletales; Serpulaceae
Exons: 2
Coding region: 120-308 (62 amino acids)
Source: RefSeq, a predicted model, not a curated record
GAACGCAGUGUUUGUUUUCUUAAAAUGGUCCAGGAUCGCGCGCUAGCUGAUGCCCUCCAUACUGGCCUUCCUUGGUGAAAACCAUAAGAUGUAGUAUCUGGGAGAUCACGGUGGAUUUGAUGACCUUCAUCCAGACUUGGUACCGAGUAAAGAGGUCCGCCAGGACCCCCAAUUAUGUGUUGUGCUGGGGUUAUCCAAUACGCUACCAGGAGAUGGCGGGUUAUGCCUCAGAUAAUUGUUUAGACGUGGCUUUGACCGGAGAACCAGACACAACCAGAGCCAAUUGCUGUGGUCGUCCAAAAAGAUGAGGAAGUAAAGCUUACCAUGGGGGGUGGCCAACCUGAAAAAAGAUGCAGAAGGCACAGGAAGUAUACUAACUGAAUACAUAGAAGGCACAAAGGACAUAGAA